CCUCUCAAAACUUCAGAAAACAUUAGGGACUUGUUUUGUUGAAGAGAUGUUUUUAGCUCUGAAAGCCAAAGGGGGUUGUGUUUUUAAUUACAGCCGAGUAGUUAAGUUCACACCUUCAAAGACGCUCUUUGACUUCUGACAUUUUUGUUGAUGGUCUUGUCAUUUUUGUCGUUUUUUUCCCCCUCUCUCCUUUGAAACGGAUUAUUCUUCGCAAAAGAUGUGUUCUGGUAGGCCAAGCCCAGACUAGCAUUUUCUCAUUUUGUUUAUAUUAAAUCCAGUUCAACUUUAAGCUGCUGGAGACAGUCAGUCUUUGUCAUGGGAUAAUUGAAUUUUCCUAAAGCAAUUUCAAGGGCUUGAUUGAACUUUUGGAUGGCAGAUCUGCAUCUAGACUCAAGGCUGUAAGAAAAGAGAAAUAAAAUCUGACCUGAUCUCUUAUAGUUAUCAUGGGAAAGGAGCUGGAGAGUCACUUUAAAAGAAACACUAGCGGUCCUCACUAAAGCUCCAAGACAAACCACAAGAAUUCAAAGCAGCACUUGGAGUUUCUCUCUGAAUCAUUGGAUACCAGACGAGCAUGAGGAACUGUUCUGUUUAUUACCUUACCGGUAAAUACUUAAAAUCCUGGGAAGCAUGAUGGAAAGGCUGUGUUUAUAGAUUCCAUAGAGAUUCAUAUUAUUGGGAUGUUCUGUAAUAAUGGACAAUUGUAUUAUGCUAGUCAUUAAAACAUGCACAGAAGUCAGGCCAAUAUUUCACAUUUGCUUUACCUGAGGUAGCUCAGGCAGGGUGUGGAUUACGGAGGGUUUUUGGGAGGCUUCGAACACAAACGGUUGGAGGUUUUAGAAAGUACUUCUAGCCCUACUAAACUAUUUAAAUACAAUAUACUUUCCAAAAAAAAAAAAAAAAAAAGGCUUCUCAAACAUUUUAGUGAUCGCAAAGCCUAGCCAUAACGUCCAAAAAGACACUCACAAACUGAAAUAGCUGUCGCCUGAGAAGGUAAGCACCAAAUAUAACUAUAGCUACAAAACAUAGUGCUUGUUUGCCUUUAUUGUAUAUUUAUUUUACCUGUAGAUUACAAAAACGCUGUUUUAAAAGGGUUUAAAGACAUUCGCCGCGACACCAAAAUAAUUCGAUUUACGCACGACGUACCUUCAACGAAUUCGCGUCGAAAAACAAUCCUUUAGAAAAAACUGACCUCCUUGAAAUAGACUAUACGAGUGCAUAAAUUAUAUGUCAGGCAGCGUAUGAGGAGGUAAAAGCUCCUAUCUGACAGCAGAGGAGCUCAUUCACCUGGUGAACACAGAGCGCGAGCAGCGCAGCCUACGCACUUUGGGUUUGUCCCAUUGCAAGAGACGCGCUCAGUGCGCGCGCUCCCCGAGGACAUCCAGAGGACCGGGCGUUAGAGGAGCGCUUCCGACCCUCUCAUCUGUCAAUCAACCAUGUGGUUCAUCAAUCUAACUUUGCUCGUUCUCAAACUGUCCGUGUCUGCGGAAGGAUUCUCCACGUGCCAGUCCUACAACUUGGACGACCACAAAUCCAAAAGGAUCGAGGCGGUGCGCGGGCAGAUUCUGAGCAAGCUACGCAUCCGGAGUCCACCGGAUCCCGAAGCCAGCCCGACACCGUCGGUACCGGUGGAGGUGAUGUUACUUUACAACAGCACGAAGGAACUGCUGAAGGAGCGCGCGCGCCAGGCCGAAGCCGCGUGCGAGCGUGAGAGCAGCGAGGAGGACUAUUACGCCAAAGAGGUGCAGCGGGUCAAUAUGAUGCCACUGCGCACAGAUACGAACUCAAUCAACCCGCUUCCUCAGAGCCCGUACUUCAGGAUAGUGGGCUUCGACGUCACCAACGUGGAGCGAAAUUCCAGUACUUUGGUCAAAGCAGAAUUUCGCAUCUUCAGAGCUCCAAACCCACAGGCGCGAACCACAGAGCAGCGCGUGGAAAUAUACCAGAUUCUCAAAUCUGACGAUGUGACGGCAGCGUCUCAGAGGUACAUCGACUCCAGAACAGUAGAGCCUCGAGCCAAGGGGGCGUGGCUUUCUGUCGACGUCACAGAGACUGUGAAGGAGUGGAUGGCGUUCAGAGAGAGAAAUCUUGGGCUCAAGAUCAGCGUUCACUGUCCUUGCUGUACAUUCGUCCCCUCCACAAACAAUAUUGUCCCUAACAAGAGUGAAGAGUUGGAAGCCAGAUUUGCAGGCAUUGAUGACGACCUUAUAAAGCAGAACAGAAGACCAGGUGUGACUAAAGGACAGAUUGAAUUUAGCACAAAAACCCCCCAUUUGAUACUAACCCUGCUGCCUACUGACCGCCUGGACAGCCCUGCCAAGAAAAACCGCAAGAAGAGAUCAGCAGCAGACACUUCAAUAUGCUCACGGACCGAUCAGGGUUGCUGUCUGAGGUCUCUGUAUAUUGAUUUCCGCCGGGACUUGAACUGGAAGUGGAUCCACGAACCGAAAGGUUACAAAGCUAAUUUCUGCGCGGGGAACUGUCCUUACUUAUGGAGUGCAGACAACCACUACAACAUGAUUCUCCCGUUGUAUAAUAAAAUGAAUCCAGAAGCAUCAGCAUCUCCAUGCUGUGUUCCCCAGGACCUGGAGCCCCUCACCAUUGUUUAUUUCCUAGGCCGAACCCCCCGUGUGGAACAGCUCUCCAACAUGGUGGUCCGGUCCUGCAAGUGCCGUUGAUUCAGCUGAGAGAGAAAAGACAGAGAUCUCAGAUGGAGGACAGAAAACAGGUGGAUGAGAGGAGAGCAAAGACAUAUAACUCACAUCUUAAAUGGAUAGUUCACCCAAAAAUGAAAAAAAUUCCAUCAUCAUUUACUCACCCCCAUGCCAUUCCAAACUUGUAUGCAUUUCUUUUUUCUGCAGAACACAAAAGAUAUUUUGAAGAAUGUUGGAAACCAAACAACAUUGGAGCCCAUUGACUCAAAAGAUGUGAAAAGUCUUAGACAUUCCUCAAAUUAUGUUCCACAGAAGAAAGAAAGUCAUACAGAAUUGUAACUUUUGGGUGAACUAUUCCUUCAGACUUGUACGGAUAAGAAAUAGCAUAUAAUUAUUCAUCAAGCAUCAUCAAUACAGGGACCAAAACCUCCUGCAUUAGCCACAGUGUAAUAAAUAAGCUUUUUUGACUAGUAUCUCCUGGCAUUCUCAGUAUAGCAACAGUGACACACACAAUAUACGACAGCAGUGCAUCCUUUUUUAGAUUUUGUAUGAAGUUUACUGUAGAUCGGUUUAUAUUUUUGGAAUUUGCAAAUGUAAAUAGUUUUUUUGUUAUGUUUAUAUGUGUUUAUAUGCUAAAUACAAUAAAUUUUGAUUAUGUAA
Messenger RNA from Megalobrama amblycephala (Wuchang bream), 3311 nucleotides. RefSeq names its product transforming growth factor, beta 5 (gene tgfb5). The transcript has 7 exons. Gene Ontology annotation, cellular component: extracellular region. The record is from RefSeq and is a predicted model, not a curated record. Gene Ontology annotation, molecular function: growth factor activity; type II transforming growth factor beta receptor binding; type III transforming growth factor beta receptor binding. NCBI's taxonomy places the organism in Eukaryota, Metazoa, Chordata, Actinopteri, Cypriniformes, Xenocyprididae. Bases 1434 to 2675 code for a protein of 413 amino acids. Gene Ontology annotation, biological process: regulation of cell population proliferation; BMP signaling pathway; transforming growth factor beta receptor signaling pathway.